Molecule: messenger RNA, 1050 nt
Organism: Lucilia sericata (common green bottle fly)
Lineage: Eukaryota; Metazoa; Arthropoda; Insecta; Diptera; Calliphoridae
Product: protein ANTAGONIST OF LIKE HETEROCHROMATIN PROTEIN 1-like
Exons: 3
Coding region: 1-1050 (349 amino acids)
Source: RefSeq, a predicted model, not a curated record
AUGACUCGAGAACUUUUUGAUUUGCUUCUUGCCUUGGUUCGCGAUAAAUUAACAAAGCUAAGGCAACGUAUUGGACCAGAAGAGAGAGUAGCUAUUACUCUUCUCUAUUUGGGUCACGGAUGUUCUUUGCAGUCUAUAGCAUGGAGCCAUAAGCUUGGAAAGUUGACCGUGCGCGGGAUUGUUCUCCAAACUUGUGAAGUUUUGUGGCGCACACUUUCACCAAUUUACCUCAGUGAACCCACUACUCAGCAAUACAAAGACAUCGAAAAAGAUUUUAAUUCUAUGUGGAAUGCUCCCAAUUGUGUAGGUGCCAUAGAUGGCAAACAUGUUGGAAUAAAAAAUCCACCCAAUUCAGGGUCAAUGUUUUAUAAUUAUAAAAAACAUUUUAGUUUAGUACUAUUGGGAGUAUGUGACGCUAAAUACACUUUUACAUCGGUCAGUGUCGGAAGCUUUGGCAGUCAAAGCGAUUCAGGAAUAUUUCGGUUGUCACCUUUUGGAGAGUCUGUAAUGACGGGAAACGUACCUGUGCCACCACAUAAACCACUCAGUGCAUCCACUGAUGAUCCAUUUCCGCAUUACUUCAUAGGUGACGCUGAUUUUCCUCUACGGAAUAAUUUAAUGCGUCCAGGCUCAAAUUUAGAUACCAAAAAAGCUAUAUAUAACUAUAGACUCUCUCGGGCAAGACGUGUAAUUGAAAACUCUUUUGGAAUAUUAUGUGUUCGUUGGAGAAUACUCUUGACAACAAUCGAAAUGGCACCGGAAAAUGUAGAUGUUGUUGUACUUGCAUGCACGGCUCUUCACAAUUUUAUUAUGUUAAAUGAUCAAAAACGAUGGUACUGUCCAGAGGGAUAUGUAGAUCGAGAGGCAAAAGAUGGCACUGUGCAAGAAGGAGAGUGGAGGAAGCAUCUUCGAAAUAGUGCUGAAAGACCUAUGCGAUCCUUCGCAACAAAUAUUAGAAGAUCCACUCAAACGGCAAUGGAUUUGAGAGAUAGGUUGGCAGAUUAUUUUUGUAAUGAAGGUGUAUUGCCAUUCCAAUACAGAAUGAUAUAA